Molecule: messenger RNA, 1353 nt
Organism: Wyeomyia smithii (pitcher-plant mosquito)
Lineage: Eukaryota; Metazoa; Arthropoda; Insecta; Diptera; Culicidae
Gene: Fdh
Product: alcohol dehydrogenase class-3
Exons: 2
Coding region: 183-1316 (377 amino acids)
Biological process (GO): formaldehyde catabolic process
Cellular component (GO): cytosol
Molecular function (GO): S-(hydroxymethyl)glutathione dehydrogenase [NAD(P)+] activity; zinc ion binding
Source: RefSeq, a predicted model, not a curated record
UGAGUAUUGCUAGUUUGCACACGGCUCUUCAUGAUUUCUAACCGGCACUAAUUUUAGUCUCGUUGGUCGCGGUAUCAAUAUCAGUAAAAAAAACAGUGACUAAGCAUUUAGAUAGCAAAUUUGGUGUACAAAAUUUGAGAUUCUUAGUUCAUUGCUGGAGGAUUCUUCGGACUAGCAGAAUAAUGAACGACACGACCGGAAAGAACAUUUCGUGUAAGGCAGCUGUUUGCUGGGAACCCAAAAAACCGUUGUCGAUUGAGAAUAUUGAAGUGGCCCCGCCAAAGCAAGGAGAAGUUCGAAUAAAAAUAGUUGCUUCUGGAGUUUGUCAUACGGACGCAUAUACAUUGGAUGGUCACGAUUCUGAAGGGGUUUUCCCUGUUAUUCUUGGGCACGAAGGAGCUGGAAUCGUUGAAAGUGUUGGAGAUGGUGUAACUCAUUUUAAACCAGGCGAUCAUGUAAUUCCGUUAUACAUUCCGCAAUGUUUUGAAUGCAAGUUUUGCAAAAGUCCAAAAACUAAUCUGUGCCCGAAAAUUCGUGCUACACAAGGGAAGGGAUUACUUCCAGAUGGUACUACACGUUUCACUUGCAAUGGUAAACAAGUUUUCCAUUUUAUGGGGACUUCAACUUUUGCCGAAUAUACAGUUGUAGCAGCGAUUUCAUUAUGCAAAAUUAACGAAAUAGCACCACUCAAUAAAGUUUGCUUACUGGGAUGCGGGAUUCCCACGGGAUAUGGAGCCGCUUUAAAUACAGCAAAAGUAGAGAAAGGAAGCAGUUGUGCGAUUUGGGGUCUCGGAACCGUUGGAUUGGCCGUGGCGAUGGGCUGCAAAGCUGCGGGAGCAGCUCGAAUUAUUGGAGUUGAUAUCAAUCCUGAGAAGUUUAAAUUGGGAGAAAAGUUUGGGUGUAAUGAGUUUGUUAAUCCUAAGGAUUAUGAUAGAUCGAUUCAAGAGGUUCUCAUUGAGAUGACAGAUGGUGGGCUGGACUAUACGUUCGAGUGUGUGGGCAAUGUAGAAACGAUGCGUGCUGCUCUCGAAUCAUGCUGCCGAGGAUGGGGAGUGUCGACUAUAAUCGGUGUUGCUGAAUCAGGUCGUGAAAUUUCUACGCGGCCCUUUCAGCUAGUCACUGGUAGAACAUGGAAGGGAACUGCUUUUGGGGGAUGGAAAAGCGUGGAAAGCGUACCUAAAUUAGUGAACUGUUAUUUGAACAAGGAGCUUAUGGUAGAUGAAUUUAUUACCCAUUCAAUGGCGGUUGAAAAAAUUAACAAUGCGUUUACUUUGAUGCAUGAAGGGAAAAGCAUUAGAUCUAUAAUUGAGUUCUAAAAAAGCAAAAUAAAUUUGGUUUUUCUGCUGAUUGAAA